ACACUUUCUUUCUUUCUCCUUAGUUUUAUAUAGCUUACCUUUGAACCCUUUCAUACCUUCUUCACUGUUAAACACUUUCUCUCAUUCUUUCUUAUUUAGCACCUCAUUUUGACCAUUUCUUAUCUUCUUAACUGAUACACACCUUUUAUUCGUUUGUUUGUUCGUUCAUUAUUUCUGUCCUUUCGUCAUUUUUUACACCCCCUGCGUGCACUCUCUGAUAAACACGCUGUCAUUCACAGAGGAAGUAAGAGAGGCUCAUGCCCUCCCACUGCCAGUAACAGAGUCAGACGGGUGAGUCUGUCUUAAUUGAGGAUCAUUCUUUGGAGUAUUUUUGUAUUUUUACAGAGUACAUUUCUCAACAAGUGUGUCUGAUAACCUUUCAGAACUGAACACCACCUUCAGAGAUGUCCUGCCUCAAGUGUCUGAAGUACACCAUGUGUGUGGUGAACUUCAUCUUUUUUAUCUGUGGCGCUGCCAUCUUUGGAUUGGGCACCUAUUUGAUGACAACGUCUAGGUUUGCAUCUCUCCUUCCAAGCCUUCAAGCUAUGAAUAUAGCGAACAGUCUCUUCAUCACAGGAAUCAUUAUUACCUGCGUGUCCUUCCUGGGCUUUCUUGGAGCCCUGAAAGAAAACCGUUGCCUGCUAAUAUCUUUCUUCAUUUUGCUGUUCAUUCUAAUGCUGGCAGAGUUGGCUAUGGCAUGCAUUCUUCUAGUAUUUGAGGGAGAGGUUGAUACAUUCAUUAAAAAAGAUCUUAAAAAAGGUUUAGAUGGAUCAUUAACCAACAGACAAAACAAUAGCACAGCUAAAGAUGACUGGGACACUGUGCAUGAAACAUUUCAGUGCUGUGGGAUCUCCAACUACACAGAUUGGAAGAUAUGGUUACCAGACUCUUGUUGCAAGAAGGUUCCCUGCAAUAAAAAUGUUACAGCAGAAUUCUGGUCCCAGGGUUGUUACGAAAAGCUAAAGGUUACAUUUGAAAGUAACCUCUUGAACACAGGGAUUGGCGUCAUUGUUGUCUGCAUUAUUGAGGUCUUGGGAAUGUGUUUCUCCAUGACCCUGUUUUGCCACAUCAGUCGGUCCGGGUUGCAAUACAAGUGAUCAAAUAUUUUCACAGAUCUUUAACAAUUUUUAUAGAUAUAGUAUUAUAUGUGUGCAUACUAGUGCCCCCUUUAGGAAACUAGUUAGCGAAUACAUAGAGCCAUUACCACCGUCAGACCAAUUUGCCAUCAAACAUUGUGUUCAUCGUUGGUGGUCCAUGCGGAUUUCAUAAACGUAUUUCUUACGCACUCGUUUCCUUUUUGUAAACCCUUAUUAGAGAUGUGAAACAAUAACUUACAGAAACUGUUUCUAAAACUAACCCAUUCACAGCUGUACUAUUUUAGAUUGACCGUGACUGACUAAACUUAAAAGGGGAUUUCAGACUUUGAAUUCACCCUUGUGAAUUCUAAUGUCAAGUCUGGGGGCUUUUAUGAGUUAUCUUUACAUGCACAUCUAUCUGUAUUUUACUGUAUAUAAGUUCAGAUAUAAUGUUAAGCAAUGUUGAAUAUGACCUAGUAUGUUCUACUGAACUGUUACGGAGACUAUAUAUGCAUAUUUUUGUAUAUCGGACAAUGGAAAGCAUUUAUUUUUGAUUACUUCCUUUUUCUUACUUCUUAAAGCUAAAUCAUUUGAUUUCCCAGAAUGUGCACAUGGGUUAAACCACACGUCAUGCUAUCUCUUCCUUAUUUAACAAUUCUACCAGUUUGAUAUGACAUUUCUAAUGCUGAUAAUAUGUUUUAUUGCUCUUUAAAAUAAUGUAAAUGAAAUAAAGUGAAAAGAACAAUAA
Misgurnus anguillicaudatus (oriental weatherfish) is the source of this 1824-nucleotide messenger RNA. RefSeq names its product tetraspanin-9. Lineage: Eukaryota; Metazoa; Chordata; Actinopteri; Cypriniformes; Cobitidae. Gene Ontology annotation, cellular component: plasma membrane. The record is from RefSeq and is a predicted model, not a curated record.